This is a messenger RNA of Diaporthe citri, 1182 nucleotides long. RefSeq lists its product as uncharacterized. NCBI's taxonomy places the organism in Eukaryota, Fungi, Ascomycota, Sordariomycetes, Diaporthales, Diaporthaceae. The transcript has 3 exons. The coding region runs from base 1 to 1182 and encodes 393 amino acids. Gene Ontology annotation, cellular component: cytoplasm. The record is from RefSeq and is a predicted model, not a curated record.
AUGCUCUUCAGGACCGAGCUGGAGAUGGCUUACGAUGUCUCCAACUUCCCGCCCGGGCUCGGCUGUGGACUCGGUCGGGGCAUCUGUGCGUCUCCGGAGCCGGCGCGGCCCCUCCCGUCUUACGGCCCGGGCAUUUUUGACUUCACUCGUCUUCUCGCACCGGCAGACCAGCCCCACAAUAUACAAUACGAAUUGGCCGAGGAGACGACGUACCCUUUCGAACCCUCCCUGAAGAUGGGCGGCCAGAAAGCAAUCAUCGUGGGCCUGUCAGGCUGCUCCUCGAGCGGCAAGACAACCCUCGCCAGGCUGCUCAGAGACAUAUUCCCAAACAGCUUUGUGCUGCACGAGGAUGACUUUUACCGGCCCGAGGACGAACUGCCGUACAAAGACGGCCUUCUGGACUGGGACUGCGCCGAGUCCAUCAACAUCCCGGACAUGGAGAGGGCGCUGUCGCACAUCCGCUCCGAGGGGACAUUUCCGGUAAGCAACAACGGCUCCGACCUGGCCUGCGCCCGCCGCAGCAGCCACGGCGUGCCCACAUCGCCUUCACAAGCAGCGUCGCCCCCCACCCUGUCCAAAUCGUCGUCUUCCUACCGCUUACCAGACCACCACCCGCCUCCCCCGGAGCAGCCCUUUGUAGACUCCAAGGAAGACAAGAACUCCGUAGGAAAGUGCCCCGCCUCGGACGCCAAGAUCGAGGCCGAGAAGGAGAGGGUGCGCCGGUGGGCGCAGCCGGGCGGGCCAGGCCACGAGAUAUUCUCCGGCGGCGAGGCCCCGCGCAUGUGCCUCCUGGACGGGUUCCUCCUCUACUCGCCGCCCAAGUUCUCGGCCGUCAUGGACACGAUCGACGUCAAGCUGUUCCUGCAGGUGUCACGGGCCAGGGCGACGCAGCGGCGCGAGGCGCGCGACGGCUACGUCACGCUCGAGGGGUUCUGGAAGGACCCGCCCGGGUACGUGGACAGGGUCGUCUGGCCCAACUACGUCGACGCGCACCGGUGGCUGUUCGCCGGCGGGGACGUCGAGCGCGGGGAGCUGGACUGGGACGUGCUGAGGGAGAAGCAGGUGCUCGCCCAGCGCGGGCAGCCGGGCCCCGGGGGAGGCGUGGACCUCGACUUUGAGGAGACGCUGGAGUGGGCUGUGGGGGAGGUCAUGGCGGCGCUGGAGAGGUGGCAUAAGGGCUGA